Messenger RNA from Plasmodium relictum, 582 nucleotides. RefSeq names its product 60S ribosomal protein L17, putative. The record is from RefSeq and is a predicted model, not a curated record. The transcript has 3 exons. Gene Ontology annotation, molecular function: structural constituent of ribosome. Gene Ontology annotation, biological process: cytoplasmic translation. The coding region runs from base 1 to 582 and encodes 193 amino acids. Gene Ontology annotation, cellular component: ribosome; cytosolic large ribosomal subunit. Lineage: Eukaryota; Apicomplexa; Aconoidasida; Haemosporida; Plasmodiidae.
AUGGUUAAAUAUGCCAAAAAAUUAAGAGACCACGGAAAAUAUUUGAGAGUUCAUUUUAAAAAUACAUAUGAAGCAGCAAGAGCUAUAAGAAGGAUGAAGUUAUUAGAAGCAAAAAAAUAUUUAAAUGAUGUUAUUGAGAAAAAAAGAUGUGUUCCCUUCCGCAAAUAUAAUGGAGGAGUCGGUAGAACAAAUCAAGCAAAAGAAUUCAACCACACUCAAGGUAGAUGGCCAGUUAAGUCUUGUAAAUUUCUUUUAAAUGUUCUGGAUAACGUACAAGCAAAUGCUGAGGCAAGAAACUUGGAAAUAGGAAAAUUAAGACUAAUUCAUGUAAUGGUUAAUAAAGCUCGUCCAGGAAGAAGAAGAACUUAUAAAGCUCACGGAAGAAUUAAUCCAUAUAUGUCAUCACCAUGUCAUAUUCAAGUAAUAGCAAGAGAAAUUGCAAAGCCUGCUAAAAAAUCACUUUUAUCAAAUUCAGAAAAGCAGAAAAAAUUACCUUUUAAGGUUACAUUAAAGAAAUUAUUAAAAUUAAAUUUAUCAAAUCAAAGAAAAAAUAAAAAUAUCAAAAAAACAGAAGCAAAAUAA